ACAGAUUGCUUGAUUAUGUUUUCAGAGAGUUUUAAUUAAAAUGCAACCAUGGGAUAUGAAUAAACAGAGACCGGCGUUUUAUGUGUAUAUUUUGUUUUGUAUAUAAAUAUAUAUUUGAGUCAAAGAGGAAAAAGUGGUAAAAGUAGACGCAGUAAUAUAAGUUAAAGCUCGUAAAAAAAAUAUCUCUGAAUGUAUAUGUCCUACUAUAACUAUGAUGAGCCACUUGAAUAUGCGGAUGAGGAUUAUGAUACCAUACCCGAGCAGAAUGAGCCAAUUAAUUCGUGGACAAACAUUUGUGAAACCUGCAUUUUACCAUCCACUAUGCAAAUAAUUUCGUACAUGGGAAUUAUAAUUGGUUUCAGCUUCAUAUGCCACAUAGGAAUUGUCAUUUGCUAUCACCUUAAAACCAAAAAGGAAUGGCUGCUACACAUAAUUUCUAUCUCCGCGGGAUGCGGUAUGUUAACUGUAGCUGUGGGCACUAAUUCAUUUAUUAUUAUAUUUUUUGCAAUUUUUUCGUAUUUAGUUUUUCUUUUGAUAAAUUUGUUUCCACCUUUUAGAAAGAAUAUUGGUGUCAUAAUGGUAAUAUGUACAAUUUUGACACUACUUUGCUCCGAGCAUAUAUGGAAAAAUCAAAUAGCAUGGGAAAUGAUCAAGGGAUCUGCCAUGGUUGUGAAUAUGAAAAUUAUUUCAAUAGCUUUUGAAAUGCAGGAAACCGUAUUGAAAAGCCAGCGAGCUAAAAACGUCCCGAAUAUACUUUCCUUUUGCGGCUAUAUUUUCACUCCGGCAAAUUUAAUAGUUGGCCCGUGGAUUCCAUACAGUUCUUAUUUAUAUAGCAUACGCUUAAAUCCAACAAAACAAUUUCAUAUGCGAAGGUUAAUGUGGGUCUGUUUUUGCUGUUUGCUGUCACUUGGUUUUCUCAAUUCAUCUAAUUGCAUUGUACCAUAUUUAUUUUCAAAUUCAUCCUUAGUUUGGGUGCGUAUUUUCCGCGAUGCAUUUGCCGUCCGUUGUAGCCAUUACUUCGUCAGUUUUCUGUCACAAGCUUCACUUAUCACUGGUGGUCUUCUUAUACAUAAGGACGAUAAACCAAAUAAGUGGUUGGGUCACAUGGUCACACUGCCUUUGCACAUCGAAUUCCCUCGGUCCCUGAGUUCAGCAGUGCGAGUAUGGAACGUUCCCAUGCAUAAAUUCCUGAAAGAAUAUAUAUUUCGUGGGAUUUAUAAACGGUUUAAUAGUCAUUUAGUUGCAAUUUUUGUAACUUAUUUAGUUUCCUCACUUUUGCAUGGCCAAUAUUUGAAAAUAUAUUUAGUAUUAUUUUCAUUGGCAAUAUUUGGCUUUGUUGAGAGCAUACUUAGAAAAAAGAUAUCUAUCGCUUUUAAUGCGUGUGUUACAGCACAGGCUUGCCGAAAGCCAUGUCAUUUUAAGCACUGCUCCAGUCAUGGUUGGCGAAGCGAUGGUGCGAUAUUGGUAAAACUGACGAAUCUUUUAUUUUCAAUGGUUACCAUUUUCCAUUUGGCAUACAUAGGUGCAAUGAUGAAUGAAUCUAUUGCUGGCGAAGACACGGGGUUUGGCGUUGACUUAAGUCUAUGGUCUUCAGUUAGUUAUUUUAAUCAUUGGAUAGUACUGCUUACAUACCUCCUUUAUUUAGUUAUUUAAUCUAUAGUUUAAUUAAAAGAUAAAUGUAAGAUACUUAAAUCAAUUAAUUUUUGUACUUAUAAUUUUCGCAAUAAAUAUGUAAAAUGUAUUCUUGUAAAUUUA
This is a messenger RNA of Zeugodacus cucurbitae (melon fly), 1755 nucleotides long. Its product is annotated as protein-serine O-palmitoleoyltransferase porcupine-like. The transcript has 2 exons. Gene Ontology annotation, molecular function: palmitoleoyltransferase activity; Wnt-protein binding. Gene Ontology annotation, biological process: Wnt protein secretion; canonical Wnt signaling pathway; lipid modification. The record is from RefSeq and is a predicted model, not a curated record. NCBI's taxonomy places the organism in Eukaryota, Metazoa, Arthropoda, Insecta, Diptera, Tephritidae. Gene Ontology annotation, cellular component: membrane; endoplasmic reticulum. The coding region runs from base 190 to 1653 and encodes 487 amino acids.